CCAAGGAAGUCAAGGAAAGAGCAGAACAUGUUGGAAGCACAUCGAAUGUACUAUAAACUGAUCCGAAUGAUUAACGAAUUUUGCGAAAUCUUCAAAUAUCCGCUGGCUAGUCUGCUGCUGCUCCUUAUUUGUAUGACCUGUGUGACUGGAUACUCGUGCUGUCGCGCGCUAUUUGGAAAGCCGUUAAUGAUAAAUGCCCCCAUCACUGAGUGCCUCACACUGUUUUUAAACAUAAAUUAUCUAUUGGAGCUCUACAUUCUGACACUCACAACUAACUUGACCAGUAAGCUUCAUGAGAACAUUCUGCAUGACUUACGGACAACUUUCUGUGACUCAGAUCUAGUGGAACGCAGCAAUGUCUGGCUGGCAUUGCAGAUAACAUCGCAAAAUACGAGCAUCAAUAUCUUCGGCGUUCUAAAUAUCAAUCUUCAAUUGAUCUUUCCACUCGUAAGUGGCAUCAUCCUUCACAUAAUCUACAUCAUACAGAGCGACUACAAUUAUAUGUAAAGCAUCUAGUAACAAUAAUACACCAAGC
Molecule: messenger RNA, 535 nt
Organism: Drosophila hydei
Lineage: Eukaryota; Metazoa; Arthropoda; Insecta; Diptera; Drosophilidae
Gene: Gr85a
Product: putative gustatory receptor 85a
Exons: 2
Coding region: 28-507 (159 amino acids)
Biological process (GO): sensory perception of taste
Cellular component (GO): membrane
Source: RefSeq, a predicted model, not a curated record